UCUAGCAAUUAGGAAUUCCUACACCUCUGGUUGUAAUAAGUUUUCUUUGGUUUUGACUCUUCUGGUAUGAUUUUUGUCAAGGGAAUUCUAUAUCAACGACAAAGCACAACUUUUUUACUUUUCUGCCUAAAGGUUUAUUUGAACAAAGAAGCUCCAAAUUUCGUGGAAAACAUGAGUGUUGCCACAAAAUAUCUAAAAGCAGUGAUGCAGUGGCAUUUUCUUUGGAGAUUGUCCAAAACAAUUGAGUUCCAUGUUCCUGCCAUUUGGCAAGCGGUUUACUCAUCUUCUCUCUUCGUUCUUCCUAUGGGGGUUAUCAAGCAAGUGAUACAUGAUUUUGGAGGGUGGGGCCGUGUAUUCGAGCUUCACUCCCUAAGGGCGAGUCCAAAAGGCCCUACCAUGGUAUUUAGGCCUAUUUUGAAUAUCUCCGUGGAGUUCGAGACUACUUUGAUUACGGGGAAUGAUACUUUGAGCGACAUGCAUAUACCUUUUUUCUUUUUUUGUAUUUUUUCAGAGUUUAAACUUCUCCAAAGCUUCUUUUUCAGCCUUUUCUGUUAAUAAAUGUGCACUUCAUUUUAAAUGUAUUUUCAUGGUGGUUGUACAUUGUGCAAUG
This is a messenger RNA of Juglans microcarpa x Juglans regia, 610 nucleotides long. RefSeq lists its product as uncharacterized. The transcript is spliced from 4 exons. Lineage: Eukaryota; Viridiplantae; Streptophyta; Magnoliopsida; Fagales; Juglandaceae. The record is from RefSeq and is a predicted model, not a curated record. Bases 67 to 555 code for a protein of 162 amino acids.